This is a messenger RNA of Triplophysa dalaica, 3975 nucleotides long. It is a transcript of the gene tacc1, whose product is annotated as transforming, acidic coiled-coil containing protein 1. Gene Ontology annotation, biological process: mitotic spindle organization; cerebral cortex development; cell population proliferation. The transcript has 13 exons. Gene Ontology annotation, cellular component: cytoplasm. The record is from RefSeq and is a predicted model, not a curated record. The coding region runs from base 446 to 2692 and encodes 748 amino acids. Lineage: Eukaryota; Metazoa; Chordata; Actinopteri; Cypriniformes; Nemacheilidae.
UUGGAAAGGAAGCAACCAUUCCUACACCACAGGGGCUGACGGGUUAGCCAGUCCAGAGAAACCAGCGUUCUGGAUUCCUCUCCCCCCGUUUUUCACAUUAGACUAAUCCUGAAAAGGAGGGGGGCACGGGGCAGUAAUCUGGGAGCCAGCUGAUCUCUGCUUUGGUAUUCUGCGCUCUGAGAGCCGAGAGAGAAGGAAGCAGAACUCUUCGGUCCUCUGCCACGCUCUGAUAGAGGAAGCUGAGAGAGAACUCGACUCGUGAGAGGUUUCCGCGCACAGCAGGAAGCUCUGAGGCUUUUGCGACGAAAACAUGAAGCUCGGCUUUGAGACCACGUGAAGCACUGCCCCCGAGAAAAACAUCUGCGAGAGAGGAGGAGAGACAUAGGGAAGAGUGACUCACUUGUUUGGAUUCGGUCAGAAGGUGUUCCUGAGCGAAAGGUCCAAAAUGUCUUGGCUGUCACCCGUACAGUGGGCCAAAUGGACCUGGACGGCCGUGAGGGGAGGAGGGGAGGACGACGACGGUGAGACGGAUUCAGUGAUGGACCACCAGCCCUUCAGGGAAGAGGCGCAAGAAGCUCUGGCAGGAGAUCAGGAAGACAAAAGGUCUGAUGGCUGCAGUUCGGAUUCAGAGGGACAGUUUGAGACGCCUGAGGCUGAGACGCCCGUCCAUCAACUACUUAAAGAACCGGCACCACUGGAUCGACCAAUCACAGAGACAGAAAAUGAUUUAAGUCAGUUGACCUCCAUCACACGGAAGCUGACCCUGGUCGAGAGCUCUCCUGAGGAUGCACAUGCCCCGGUUGUGUUCCCAACCAGUGUGGACCCCAGCCUGACAUUAAAAGUAAAGAACCAGCCUUCCUCUCCCGUCAUGGAUGCAGACCAGCCCGAUCCUUCAGAAACAGGACAGACAGAUGACACGGAGCCCACCUGCAAUGGUCACAUCAAAGAAGCUUCCUCCAAACCACAGACUAAGUCCCUCAAGGCGAGACCUCCUUCACUCAAAGUGAAGGCCCCUCUUAAUACUGUAGAUCCCAAUGAGGUGGACGACGAGCCGCCAAUACUUCCAAAAGAAAGUUUCCACUUCGAUUCCAAUCAGUUCACAGACACCGUCAAUCCAUUCGCCUCUGGAGGUUUUGAAUUGCAGAAUUCCCCCCCUGCCAAUGGCAGUAUUCCCAAAUCUGAGUUUACAGAUGAAAUAUCCACGCAACCGGUUCAAAUGGAGUUAGGACUUGAUGAUGGGGAAGCCAAGAAGCCCCCACCCAAGAAGCUCGGAAAGAAGACAAGCAGCAAGCUGACUGCACCGAAAAAGCAACGACCAAAAGCUUCAGAGACAUCAGCUCCCCCGUCUGAGACAAUAUCAGAACAAAACCAGCCACUAUCUGAAAGCACGGCCACUCAGAGCGUUGAUGAUAUUCCUAUUCCUAAAAAAUCCUACAACUUUGAUCCAGAUCAGUGGGAUGAUCCUAACUUUAAUCCUUUUGGAGGGGGCAACAAAAUGAGCAAUCCGCCCACGCUCCCUGAGGGGUCGCUUCAUUUUGACCCUGAUAACUUUGAUGACUCUGUUGAUCCUUUCAAGCCAUCGAAAACUUUAGGGGACAAUGAUACGACUAAACCAGCAACUGAGACGAAAGCAGACAAAUGCAAACCAGAAGGCACACCGGAGCGGAGGAAGAAAGUAGGACAGUCUAUAAAGAAAAACAAAGACAGGAUCAACACGAACUCAUGUAAAGUAAAGAAGUAUGAGAACGAGACACUCGUCCUGGAUGUCUGCCAUCAGGAGAAAGACGUACAGGAUGAUCCUUCAUCUGAGCUGCCCCAUCGUGUUCAGCAUGCCACCGAUGAGGAGAAGUUAGCCUCCACUGUCAUGGGCCAGAAGGACGAUGUGGAGGACUUUUCAGAGUGCGACAAAACAACCAAAUGUAGCAAGACAGUGGAUCUUCCAAUUGGUAUAACAGAACAGUUUGAUGAGAAGGACCUCUCCUCUCCGGGUGAGGAGCUGUGUAAGAGUUCUUCAGACAGUGAUGGUGUAGAGAAGAAGAGUCCAGGCCUGGAUUCAAUUCCUCUCAGUGAGAUGGACAAGGCAGCAGUGCUCACACUGAUCAGAGAAGAGAUAAUCACCAAAGAGAUCGAAGCCAAUGAGUGGAAAAGGAAAUGUGAGGAAGGCAAACUUGAGGUCAUUGAAAUGAGGAAAAUAGUGGACGAGUAUGAGAAGACAGUAGCUCAGAUGAUAGCGGAAGAUGAGCAACGUAAGAACAUCGGACAUCAGAAGAGCGUCCAGCAGUUAACCCUGGAGAGGGAUCAGGCCCUGGCCGACCUCAACUCUGUGGAGCGCUCGCUGUCCGACCUGUUCAGACGCUACGAAAAUAUGAAGACUGUCCUUGAGGGCUUUAAGAAGAAUGAAGAAGUGCUGAAGAAAUGCGCUCAGGAAUACCUCACACGCGUUAGGCAGGAGGAACAGCGCUAUCAGACGCUCAAAAUACACGCAGAGGAGAAACUCGAUAAAGCGAAUGAAGAGAUCACUCAGGUGCGGGCCAAGGCCACUGCGGAGAGCGUGGCACUGAACGCCAGCCUGAGAAAAGAGCAGAUGAAGGCGGAGUCACUGGAGCGGGCACUUGAACAGAAGAAUCAGGAGAUUGAAGAACUCACCAAGAUUUGCGAUGAGCUCAUAGCCAAGAUGGGCACAACAGACUGAGAGGAUGUACUUAUAUUUUCCCCGUAUGCCUUGUCUGACCCAAACCCACUCUGGCCCAGCACAACACGUGAACCUCCAACUGCUUUCUUCAUUUCUUGAGUCAUUUUUCCGUGGGUCUGGCUCAGCGACUGGAAGAAAAAACAAGAUAUGAGCUGAGGAAUCAAAUUAAACGGUCGAAACAUAUUUUUACGGAUUCAAAAGUGCUGAUGUCGGACUUUUUUCCAUAUUGCCGUAAUCCACUCAAAUGUUUUAAUGGUGUGAGAGACAAACCACCCACAUAUCUGAUUCUGAUGACUGCUUUCAUUUCUGUGCAGAUGUGUGUUUUGAAUAUUGGGUUUUUUUUAAACCUGGGUGUGUAACAGUGUAUUGGAAAGCAACGUUUUACUGUGGGAAAGAGGGUCAAUGGUCUUGUUUAUAGUUUACAUGAUCGCAGUGCUGCUACUUGUUACAGAGGGAGCAAAUCAUAUUAUUUGCAACUUUUAAUUAUAGAUACAGCAUUUUGUUACAUUACUUGCCUUGAUUUUAAGUAGUACUGUAACCUGAAUAAUUGUUUUGUUUUUUUAGAGGUCAUAAUGCAGUUUUUAGAAAGACAUUUGAGCAUAUUCAAAACUUCUGUUUUAAGAGUUUAUAAGCGAGUAACAUGCAGAGCAUGCUUUCUCUUCACUGCCUGUUUGAGUUCCAUUAUCAUAUGAUAUGAAGAAUUCAUUUAGUUGCCUUUUCCCAAGUCAUGAGGUCAUAAUUAUUCUUUCAAAAGCCACCUGAAUAAAAUACAGCACAAAUGUCAAAACUAAGAGCACUUAAACUCCCUUUUAAGAUAUAUUAUAUAUUACUCUAUUUGCUGAUAGUCGAUUGCAGGGAACCCAUCAGGGAUCUCUGGAUGCUGAAAAAAUUCCAGAAUGCACCGAAAUGAAGAUGAGAGUUGACAAUCUUUUGCCAAACUUCCUGUGCCUAAUGCUAAAGUGAUAUGUGUCCUUUUCAUUUUUACCCACAAUUUCUGCUUUCGGAUGCGAUAUUUUUUCUCAGAAUAACCAACUCCCAAAUGAAACCGAUGAUCGUGUGCCAAACCUGACAUUUAAAAUGGUGUAUUGUCAUGUUAUUGUGUAAGGAGCUUUUUGAUGUUCAUGACAUUACUCACUGAAAUUUGACGUGUGUAUAUUUUUAUGAUGAAUUUUUGUGUAAUUGUUGUUUGUAAAGUGGAAGAGAGAGUGUUGCACAGAAAUGCCAUUGACUAAUAUAUUUUGUGCAAUAAUGCAUUCCCUAAAUAAAAGUAAUGAUCAGCUUGA